UGAAAGAUUUUUUUGUUGAUUUUUGUAAGAAAACAGUAUAAUAUACCCCUGUGUAGUAGUAGUAAUUAACGUUUUGUAGGUAGGCUUUUUAGAAAACGAAAUUUGAUUAUAUUCUUGCAAUUCAUGGUUUAUAUCUUCAGAAUACAUGUAUUAUCAAAUUUAUUUCUCUUAUUAUCUUUUGUUUGGGUUAGUAUUCAUAGGUGGUUUUCCCUAAGCAAACAACAAUCUAGUGAAGUAGCUUGAAAAGUCUGUUGUGUGACAGGGAAACCUGUCAGUAAUUAAGAAUCUUCUAAAUAGAAAAAUGUACAUAGAAGUAGUAGAGAAUUAAUUGCAUUUAUUUAUUUCUGACUCUGUGGAAAAACUUAAAAAAUUUUUUCUUUGAUUUUCUUGUAUGACAAAUCACUUUAAAGAAAUACCUUUAAAAUACUUAUUUCCAAUUAAAUUAUGAAGUGUGGUGGAAUUUUGUAAAGUUUUAUCCUUUGAGAGAAACCAUAGUUCUGAACUGUUCAUGAUAUUUGAAAUAUUAAAAUUUGCUUCCUUAAAGUCAAAUGUUUCGGGUUGCUCUGGGAACUCUCCAUUGACUUAAGAAGAUAAACAUGUUCCUCUCAUAAUGGCAAAUUUCUGCAAACCGCUAUCUCAAGACUUUUUUUUUUAAAUUAAGAUUUGUAAAAGAAAAGCAAAUUUAUAGGUUAAAGGUGUUCUUCAAACCUAGAACUUUUUUUAAUACAAAAUUCCUGAAGUUUUAGAUCCUUUCUCAUUGAGAAUUUAUUUUUACAGAAAAGGAGUUUUUUAAAGGUCUUAUUUUUAAUCAUUUAAAAUUAUUGUAAAAAGUUGUUUUUGAAUAAUUUCUUAUUCUAAUUUGGAUCUGAAAUAGAAUGAAUACCAUUUUUUUGAAUUUCCAAGGCCAUUCCACAUUUGGUUUCACAUUUAGUGAAUUUAGUCAUAAUAUUCCCAAACCCAGUAGGAUACAGUUUCUAUGGUUACCAGACCCUUUGUAGAAUGACAAAGAUUGGAAUUCUGAUUCUCAUGAGUCAAAUUUUGGCCUUUGACUCUGUUCCCUUUUCAUACCCCUUGCUAAGCUUGGGCUGUUGCUUGAAGGCUUGUCAGCUACCAGGUUCCUAUGGUAACAGGAAUGGAAAUUUGAAAGAAGAAAGAGAAUGGGAGCACAAAGGCUUGGUUGAUUUGAAUUUGAACAAAGAAUAGAAGCCAUUCCACCCAAUGGUGAAUCUGGAUUGUUCUCGGGAUUUUCGGCCAUUUCUUUGUGCACUCUAUGCUCCUAUUUGUAUGGAAUAUGGACGUGUCACACUUCCCUGUCGUAGGCUGUGUCAACGGGCUUACAGUGAGUGUUCGGAGCUCAUGGAGAUGUUUGGUGUUCCUUGGCCUGAAGAUAUGGAAUGCAGUAGGUUCCCAGAUUGUGAUGAGCCAUAUCCUCGACUUGUGGAUCUGAAUUUAGCUGGUGAUCCUACUGAAGGAGCUCCAGUGGCAGUGCAGAGGGACUAUGGUUUUUGGUGUCCUCGAGAAUUGAAAAUUGAUCCUGAUCUUGGUUAUUCUUUUUUACACGUGCGUGAUUGUUCACCUCCUUGUCCAAAUAUGUACUUUAGGAGAGAAGAACUUUCGUUUGCUCGAUACUUCAUAGGAUUGAUUUCAAUCAUUUGCCUCUCUGCCACGUUGUUUACUUUUUUAACUUUUUUGAUUGAUGUCACAAGAUUCCGUUAUCCUGAAAGACCUAUUAUAUUUUAUGCAGUCUGCUACAUGAUGGUAUCAUUAAUUUUCUUCAUUGGGUUUUUGCUUGAGGACCGAGUAGCCUGCAAUGCAUCUAGCCCUUCACAGUAUAAGGCUUCCACAGUGACACAAGGAUCUCAUAAUAAAGCCUGUACCAUGCUUUUUAUGGUACUCUAUUUUUUUACUAUGGCUGGCAGUGUUUGGUGGGUAAUUCUUACCAUCACAUGGUUCUUGGCAGCUGUGCCAAAGUGGGGUAGUGAAGCUAUUGAGAAGAAAGCAUUGCUAUUUCAUGCCAGUGCAUGGGGCAUCCCCGGAACUCUAACUAUCAUCCUUUUAGCGAUGAAUAAAAUUGAAGGUGACAAUAUCAGUGGCGUGUGUUUUGUUGGCCUCUACGAUGUUGAUGCAUUGAGAUAUUUUGUUCUUGCUCCCCUCUGCCUGUAUGUGGUAGUCGGAGUUUCUCUCCUCUUAGCUGGCAUUAUAUCCUUAAACAGAGUUCGAAUUGAAAUUCCAUUAGAAAAGGAGAACCAAGAUAAAUUGGUGAAGUUUAUGAUCCGGAUUGGUGUUUUCAGCAUUCUCUAUCUCGUACCACUCUUGGUUGUAAUUGGAUGCUACUUUUAUGAGCAAGCUUACCGUGGCAUCUGGGAAACAACAUGGAUACAAGAACGCUGCAGAGAAUAUCACAUUCCAUGUCCAUAUCAGAAUGCAAGCAGCGGUGGGGCAGAGAAAGAGAUGGAAACACAGAAUCCAAAGCAGGCUCCAGGCUCAGAGCUAUCACAAAGCCCGACUUGGGUCUUAAACUCACAAACGGUUACUCAAAUGAGUCGUCCAGACCUGAUUCUCUUUCUGAUGAAAUACCUGAUGGCUCUCAUAGUUGGUAUUCCCUCCAUUUUUUGGGUUGGAAGCAAAAAGACAUGCUUUGAAUGGGCCAGUUUUUUUCAUGGUCGUAGGAAAAAAGAGAUAGUGAAUGAGAGCCGACAGGUACUACAGGAACCUGAUUUUGCUCAGUCUCUCCUGAGGGAUCCAAAUACUCCUAUUAUAAGAAAAUCAAGGGGAACUUCCACUCAAGGAACAUCCACACAUGCUUCUUCAACCCAGCUUGCUAUGGUGGAUGAUCAGAGAAGCAAAGCAGGGAGUGUCCACAGCAAAGUAAGCAGCUACCACGGCAGUCUCCACAGAUCCCGUGAUGGCAGGUAUACGCCCUGCAGUUACAGAGGAAUGGAAGAGAGGCUCCCUCAUGGCAGCACAUCACGACUGACUGAUCACUCCAGACACAGUAGUUCUCAUCGGCUCAAUGAACAGUCACGGCAUAGCAGCAUCAGAGAUCUCAGUAGUAAUCCUAUGACUCACAUCACACAUGGUACCAGCAUGAAUCGGGUUAUUGAAGAAGAUGGAACCAGUGCUUAAAUUGUCCUAAGAUGGAGAACUUGUGCUGUUUAAAAAGCAGAUUUUAUUCUUUGCCUUUGCAUGACUGAUUGCUGUAACUCAACCGUUACCAUGCUUUCAGUCAGGUGCAGAUUGUGUCCAUUGGGAAAGUAAAUUUUUGCUUUUUAUAUUGCAUCAACCUUAGAACAUCAAGGCAUCAAAAAUGCUAAUAAUUAUGUCAUCACAUAAAUAAUUCUUAUUUCUAGGUUAUGAAGAGAUUAUUUGUCUGGUAAGCAUUUUUAUAAGCCUACUUAUUUUAUAUUUAGAAAAAUCCUAAAUGUGUGGUGACUGCUUUGUAGCAAACUUUCAUAUGAUAUCAACUAGUUGUGAGAUAACAUUCUGGUAGUUGUAUUAAUAAAACAAAAUUUCAGAAUUAAAGAAAUUUUCUAUGCAAGGUUUAUUUCUCAGAUGAAUAGUUGGACUUUGUAGUUUUCUUUCCACUAAGUGAAAAAGAACUGUGUUUUUAAACUGUAGGAGAAUUUGAUAAAUCAGCAAGGGUAUUUUAGCUAAUAAGAUAUAAGAUCAACAGAAGAAACUGAAUAGUCUAUUGAAGGCUCUUUUAAAAUUCUAUCAAAAUAAUCUUCAUCCAGAGACACACAGGAUUAGGAUUAGCAAUGGAAUAAAAACGGAGAUGGAUCUUUUUUCCCCUGUGAUUGUGCUGUCUUUAUUACUUUUGUAAAUAUUACUUUUACUGGCUGUGUUUUUAUAACUUAACCAUAUGCAUGGUGGAAAAAGUUUAAUUUGUAGCCACCUUUUUCCAUGUAGUAGUAUUGAUUCAUAGAGAACUUCAUGUUCAGAUCUGUUCCAUGGAGGCAUGUAAUAAGAUAAGCAUCACACAUUAUAAGCUUUUUUUUGUGGGAACCACAAUUACAAAAUGGCAAAAUGUUUUCUCUACAUUCAUUGUUGUAUUUUUCUACAGUGAGAUGUGAUCUUGCCAAAGCCACCAGGCCCCUCCUAACAGUGAGUUGAUUGUCUGCAUUUGCAUUGCCCAGGAGCCACUAGACUACAGCUUUCUGCCCCCACAUUCUUAUUUUCAGAUUCUGGAUCAUUCUUUCUUUACAGUUGAAAUAUAUAUAACUUAAGUCCAAAGUGGUGAUUAAUUUGAGGUAUUUGGAAACCAUUGUAACUAAAUGAAGCAUGAUUAGGCUUGCUGUGAAGUAUCUUUUAGUCUUACCAAUAUCAAUUCAAAAAUGUUUGACAUUCUGUUGUGUAAUGUUUAAAUAAUUUACAAUAAAACCGUGAACUUUAUUAGGCAUGAAAUUGAUCAGAAGGGAAAGAAAAAUUCUGGAAAAUGGUGGAUGUGUUUUAUAGUAAAGUGUAUUUAAACAAGUGGUCCUCAGCCCUAACUAGACAAGAAUCACUUGGGGAACCUCUGAUGCCCAACACCUUCCUCUCUUUCAGAGGAGAAUUUGUAGGUUUUUUUUUUUUUUUAAGUUUUCUAUGUUUUAUUCUAAUCUGCAGCCAGACUUCAGGUUGUUUUGAACUAAAUUGCCCCCUGAUAGUGAUCUGAUGGCAUCAUAAUGAUAUCACAUGAAUAUCUAGGCGGACUCAAUAUUGUGCUUUUAUAUAUCAUUACCUGAUACGCAAUUGUUCUCCACUUUAUUUUCCAUUAUAAAAUGUGGAAUCUGGGACCCCACUCCUAAAGUUUCUUAUUCAGUAAGUCAAAGGUGGUAGGACUUUAAAACCUGAGUUCUAAAAAUAUCACAUGUAAUUCUUAAUGCAGGUAAUGCAAGAAUCAUACUUUGAAAAAUGUUUCUAGACUCUAGAGAGGCUUGGCUUUGCCAUAUGCCAGUUUUUACCUUUAACAAGUAAACUGCUCUGAGCCUCAGUUCCCUUGUUUAUAAAUGAAGAUAGAGGAGAAGUACCUACCUCACAAAGUUGUCGAAUAGGGAUCAAAUGAAAAACCAUACAAAAGCUCUUUGAAAACUGUAAAGCAUUAUGAAAUAUAAAGGAUUAAGAUUAAGGAUUUAAGAGAUUUGAGGGCUACUAUUGUACAUUCCUUGACAUGUGUUUAAUUUAUGUGUACUUUUUUCUCUCUCCUUUAAAACAAAAAUACCAAGAAAUUAGGUGUUGAAAAAAAGGCUUCAUCAUGCAAAAAAAGUCCGUUUUCUGAUAAUAAUUUGUAUAUCAUAUUUCUUUCAAAGUACAUAUAUCUUAUUGUUUAUUAUUGACUCUUUAUAGGACAUAUUUGAACAUUUAGCCCCAAAGUGUUUUUCUUUUUCCUCUGUCUUUAUUGUCUUUCUCCUUGGAGCUGGAGUUCAUACUCAAGAUACGCAGAAUUUGAAAUUCCCUCAUAACUGACAAUUAGUAAACCAUUUCUCUGAAGGCCAGACUUAGAACAACUCGUUUAUACAAUAAAUCAAUAAUUCAUAAGGCUUUUUUCUGAGAACCUCUCCUGAGAACAGCAUGAGAAGACCAAAACAAACAUUCAGAAACAAAAAUAAGAAGUUAAAAUAGAAGGUACCAGUUUGAGCUCAAAGAUGUUGUCAUCCAUCGCCAUCUGCAUAUUAUCAAUUGCCAAAAUGUUAAUUGAUUUUCUUGUGCAAGUAGGCCAAGUGUAGACAGUUAAGUGCACAUCCCUAUGAAAAUCUUAAUUUUUGUGCUUCCUGAUUUUUAUAUAUUCAUUUCUCUUGUUUGUUAAACUCCCUGUUGGCAUAUAUAUAAAUCUUAUAUAUAAAUAUAUUGAUCUUUCAUUUACUUUCAGUAUCUUAAUUUUGCUCCAUGAAAUUUACUUAAUAUCAUUCGUCCAUUGUUUUAAAUAACAGUAUUUAGUUUGGGUCAGGUUAUUUAUCAAACUGGUGCUUUAAAUUAAGAAAUAUUUUUAAGAAACUGUUAAAGAACUAUAGCAAACCAGCAAUUUCAAAGUCUCAGUUCCCUUAAACCAACUUGAACAAGUCGAGACAGCUUUCUUACCAUAUGUUUAACUUUAAUUUGUGUUUUGAUUGGCAUGUGAUAAUGUUUAGUAUUUUAUUUGUUCAGCUGACAACUGCGAAAAUAAUAGUUUCUCCAAGAUGUUAAUAUAUAAUCAAGAGCUUUCAAAAAGUACUUUGAUUUUAGCAAUACUGUGUUUAAUUUAUUCAAUAAUUAAAGCAAAAGAUCAUACUAAGCUCAAAACAAUAAUUGGUUUGAAAGAACAAUUGAUUAAUAACAACUAGCACAGGGCUAAGUACAGAGUAGGUUUUUCAAUAAAUAUUUACGAAUGAACAACUCAUGUUAUGCAACUCACAUUUACCCUUAGUAGUGAGAAUCUCACCUCAAAGGAAUUUGAAGUAUCUAAAUUUAAACCGAAUGAAAUGAAGUAUCUGCUUUACCAGAAUAACAUGUGGCAAGUAAUAAAUACAUAACUUACACAAGAAAUAUUUACAUAAGCUUGUACCAAAACUUGAUAUUAAUUUUAAAAGGUGAACACCAAUUCUUAGAAGUAUUUAAGCUCUUGUUGCUUUAUGUGAAAUUAAAUCUUUGUAUACUACUUGGGUAAACAAAUAUUCAAGUAAACCUUUAUUAGUAGUGAUUUUCUUUUUCUGCUGCUUUUUAGAGCAAAUGUAUGAAAAUUCUAAAAAUCUUUUUAAAUUAGAAAAAUUUCCUACAUUUUAGCCUACCUCAUUAGUUUCUUUGUGAUAAGAGCUGGAUAUAACAAAUGAUACCUAUCUUAGUUGAGGCUAUAUCCCUGUGAUAUAAAAGGAACUACUUAAAAUGUUUUUAGAAAAUGGUGGCCAGAGCUUAGAAACCAGUAACAGACCAAAAUUUCAUUAUGAUGAUAUUUGUACUGCUUUUGACAUGCCAAAGGUAUAUUCCUGUAUUAUCACUUGGAUGAUUUUCAUCAUCUAGUGCAGUGAAAAUCCCUUUAGGCUUGGAAUUCAGAGACCCAUAAUUAUGAUGUGAACAGGACAGGUCAUUUAGUCUCAAUUUCUUCAGUGUAAAACGAGGAUAAGUUAAUUGUUGAGCCCCAAACCUACCUCACUGGACUUUGGUUGUAAGGAACAAAUGAGAUAACAUGUAUUAUCAUGCUCUCUAACCUAUAAAUUGCUCUGAUAUUAUUUGUUUUUGUUAGAAUUUGGGGGUUGUAGAAAACAAGGAUAUGGGCUUCAGUAGUAUUUAGCAACAACAACAAAAUAGGCAAUUAGACCAGUACAAUCUUGAUACAAUUUGGUACAAUCUUUAAAUCAACAAUCCAAUUAACUUUUUGCAAAUGAGGUUCUUUUUCAAGAGUAGGUAUGUCCUGAAACUGUGCUAGCUCUUGAGUAUAUAUAUAGCCAGUGUGUGCUCUCAAAUUGUAUACAAUUAAAUUUGCAGGUCAAUCUCAAUGGCAAGUUUGAGAUCUCCAUUAUAUUAUUCUUUUGAUGGAAUUAUGUAAGUACAUGAGCUUGACUUCACUGAAACUUGUAAGAAAAAUACAAAGAAGAGUGUAGGCCCUUUAACUUUUCUUUGAGGACUUUCAUGUGCCUAUUUCUUUCUGAUUAAGAACAAGUUUUAAAAAGGUAAUAGCUGUAACUUGCUGAUAUUCAUCAUGGCAAAACUUGAAAUUUUAAGUUAUUUAAAAUUAUCUUAAUUGUAUGUUUGUAUAUAUAAUUUUUUUAAACCUACAUAAAGUAAGGAUUUCUCCAUUCUUUUCUGCACAUCAACACACAAAAGAGCAUUUUUAUGGAACCUAGAUUUACAAAGGAACUCAUGCUUCUUUUAAUUUCUUUUAUACCUUUUUACAACUGACUAAAAUAAGAAAAAGUGUUUAUAUUCAUUUAUUUCCUAGUAGCCACAUUUAUACAUUAUUCUUGUAUCAUUUCUAUUUUAUAUGAAAAGAAUUAUGUUGACAUCUCUUCAUAAUUUAACUAAUUCUCUUUUUGUUCCAGUUGUAUGGGUUUAGGGAAAGGAAUAGGGAGACUAAGCAUCCCGUACCCUUCAUCUGACUGUAAACAGUCUCCUGGGAUUUUUUUCUAAUUUAAUUUUAAUCCUAUACUUCUUUAAUAGUCAAACUGAAAUAGGAUUGUAAUUUUCUCCCAGGAUCCAAAAUCUUCUAGGAUAGAAAAUACUAAGGUCUACCUAAAACCAGCCAUUUCUUAGACAUUUCUAUUGGAUUCACAAAGAUGUAAUAUACUAAGUUAAUAAGCAUAUUUCCUAUUCUGUGAUCUCUAAUUAGAAAGUAAAAUUUUGUUGCCAUAAAGAUAAAAGUAAGUAAAGUUUCACUUAUAUUUUAGUCAAAUCCCACAGCAGUACAACAUUACAUCCUAUAAAAGAAAGUAGUUCCAUCUAUAUAAAUGCAUUAAAGAAUAGUUCCCUUCAGAUUAUUAUUUUUUUAAUAAUUAUUUAUCUCAGGAAAUCUAUUAUGUCCUUUCUUGGACAUUUUCAUUGGUAUGCUAGCAUUGCUGUUAAUUUAUUUUCAUUUUAUUGGCUACUGUUACCAGUUUUUCCUGAUAAAUAAGUUUUUUACCUUGUAAUAAUUCAGAUUUUGAAGAUUCAGUGUUCCAUUAUUUUGAUGAUUACCAUUUACUAGUAAUAUUAGUAUUUAUAAGACAGUGAUAUUUUUAAACUUAUUAUUUUAUAUUUCCUAAAGUAGGGUGAACUACUUUAUUGUUGUUGUAGCCCUGGUGUUUUUGUUAUAUGUCACCUUGUUUAUAUUGCUAACUUGCAAAUAUUUCUUUAAUUGUCUUGUGCUUAUUGAUUUAAAAAGCUUUAGAGCUUCAUAAUUUUCUCUUUUCAGAAUUGGCAGAUUUCUUUCCCUAAUGCUUAGUAAAAAUACAUUAUGUUAUUUUUUAAAUACCACAGAAUUUUGAGUCAGGAGACCUGGUUUCUAGUAUUGCCUCUGUUUUCAUUGAGCUUUGUAACUAGAAUUUUACCUCUUGGGACCUCAGGUUUUAUCAUCUGUGAAUAGAUGUGAAGAAACAGGGGACUAGUUUAGGUAGUGUCUCAAAUUCCACCUGCCUGUAAUUUGGGUGUCGCUUGACCAUUUUGUGAUCAUUAUUCUGGCUUACUUUUAUUCUUGUUAUUCUUCCCAUGAACUAUAUUUACUAGUUCUGCCAGUACUGUUAAUGAAAUCUAUGCUUAAAUUGCUAGGAUUCAGUUAUGUUAUUAACUUUGUUUUCCACUUAUAAUUUUGAGUAAUUUUAAGGAGGAAAUUACAUUACAGAUAAUAAAAAUAAAAGAAAGGUUACAAAUAAUUGACACGACCUCUUUUUUUCUUCUAUAGGAAAAGUCUCCUAAAGCACUAACAUAAGCACCUUAAAACUGAUAUAUAGGAGAAAAAUGACAAAAUUCUGUGGUCUUUGUUCUCUUAAAUAUGAAUAUAGCUAUUUAGCCUUAACUUUAAAUAAAAUGUAUUCAUGAUAAAAUUAGCAAAGCGGUGAUAGCACUGGCCCAUAUAGCUAAUUAAAAAGCUCUUGGCUUUUACCAACAUUAAUAUAAUUAUCAAAUGUAAAAGGAAUUUCGAGAAGUGGAUUGAAAUUUUUCUGUUUAACAAUUAUUCUUAAAAUGUUCUUAGAUUCAUUGAAUAAGUGUAAUUGCCAGAUUGCCAUGAGCAUUGUCCUACUUUAAAAUGUUA
This is a messenger RNA of Acinonyx jubatus (cheetah), 9676 nucleotides long. RefSeq names its product frizzled class receptor 3 (gene FZD3). The coding region runs from base 1219 to 3126 and encodes 635 amino acids. Gene Ontology annotation, cellular component: plasma membrane. The record is from RefSeq and is a predicted model, not a curated record. Gene Ontology annotation, biological process: canonical Wnt signaling pathway; non-canonical Wnt signaling pathway. NCBI's taxonomy places the organism in Eukaryota, Metazoa, Chordata, Mammalia, Carnivora, Felidae. The transcript has 7 exons. Gene Ontology annotation, molecular function: Wnt-protein binding; Wnt receptor activity.